Messenger RNA from Fusarium keratoplasticum, 2451 nucleotides. Its product is annotated as E3 ubiquitin-protein ligase. NCBI's taxonomy places the organism in Eukaryota, Fungi, Ascomycota, Sordariomycetes, Hypocreales, Nectriaceae. Gene Ontology annotation, molecular function: ubiquitin protein ligase activity; protein binding. Gene Ontology annotation, biological process: ubiquitin-dependent protein catabolic process. The record is from RefSeq and is a predicted model, not a curated record. The coding region runs from base 1 to 2451 and encodes 816 amino acids. The transcript is spliced from 7 exons.
AUGACCAGUCGCACCGAUUCCGGGCUGCCCAAGGCCAACCUUCGGGUUACGAUUAUCGCCGCCGACGGUCUUUAUAAGAGGGAUGUUUUCCGCUUCCCCGACCCCUUCGCCGUCGCAACCAUCAACGGAGAGCAGACGAAGACGACGACCGUCAGCAAGAGGACCCUUAACCCGUACUGGAAUGAGAGCUUUGACUUCCGUUCCAACGAAGAUAGCAUUUUGGCAGUUCAGGUCUUUGACCAAAAAAAGUUUAAGAAGAAGGACCAAGGUUUCCUGGGCGUCAUCAAUAUCCGAGUUGGAGAUGUCAUGCCCGAACUCAGUGCGGACGCUGACGACAUGCGCCUUUCAGACCAGAUGCUUACACGAGACCUGAAGAAAUCAACCGAUAACCUUGUUGUUCAUGGCAAGCUAAUCAUUAACCUUUCUUGCAACCUCAGCGCCCCAGCCCGCGGUGGCCAAGCAUCGUCGACUCGACCUUCACUCGGUGCCGGCCCUUCGAACCUCUCCUCCCUCUCCGCACCCCCCUCAGAGAACCGCCCAGGAUCCUCCAUGUCCGGACCAAAUGGAGCUGCCAGCUCGCAGGUCAACCUGCCGCACCGCCCCUCUAGCAUCAACUCUGUUGGUGGCGCCAGCGCUCCUGGGCCAAAUGCCAGUGGGCAGCCUCGCCAGUCAAACCAGCUGAGUCCAUUCGAGGAUGCGCAGGGGCGUCUGCCUGCUGGUUGGGAACGCCGUGAAGACAACCUGGGACGUACAUACUACGUUGAUCACAAUACUCGAACGACGAGCUGGAACCGUCCAACUUCGAAUGGCACCCAGGAACAGCGAAACGACAGAGAGGCGGCCACUCAGGUGGAGCGGCAGAGACACCAGAACCGUACCCUGCCCGAGGACCGAACUGGCUCCAACUCGCCUACUCUUCAAGCACAGCAGCCUCAGCAAUCAUCCCCGACCGCUAACGCCGGCGCGGUGAUGCACACUGGGGCUACGAGCCCAGGCUCAGGCGAGCUACCACCAGGAUGGGAACAGAGAUGGACCCCCGAGGGUCGACCCUACUUUGUUGAUCAUAACACCAGAACAACCACUUGGGUUGAUCCGCGCCGACAGCAGUAUAUCCGCAUGUACGGUGGCCAGAACAACGCCAACGGACAGAUUCAGCAGCAGCCAGUAUCACAACUCGGCCCCCUUCCAAGCGGCUGGGAGAUGCGCCUGACGAACACAGCUCGUGUCUACUUCGUCGACCACAACACUAAGACCACAACCUGGGACGACCCACGACUUCCGUCAUCACUCGACCAGAACGUUCCUCAAUACAAGCGAGACUUCCGAAGAAAGCUCAUCUACUUCCGUUCCCAGCCGGCGAUGCGCAUUCUUAGUGGACAGUGCCACAUCAAGGUGAGACGGUCUCAUAUCUUUGAGGAUUCGUUUGCGGAAAUUACUCGCCAAUCGGCUACGGAUCUGAAGAAGCGGUUGAUGAUCAAGUUCGAUGGCGAGGACGGUUUGGAUUACGGUGGUCUCUCACGAGAGUUCUUCUUCCUCCUUUCACACGAAAUGUUCAACCCCUUCUAUUGUCUGUUCGAGUACUCGGCCCACGACAACUACACCCUCCAGAUCAACCCUCACUCUGGAAUCAACCCGGAACAUCUGAACUACUUCAAGUUUAUUGGCCGUGUCGUUGGUUUGGCUAUUUUCCACCGCCGAUUCCUGGACGCCUUCUUCAUUGGCGCCCUUUACAAGAUGAUGCUUGGAAAGGCAGUCGCUCUUGCGGACAUGGAGGGUGUUGAUGCCGACUUCCACCGAUCUUUGCAGUGGAUGUUGGACAACGACAUUUCGGGUGGAAUUUUGGAGCAGACGUUUUCGACUGAGGACGAGCGCUUUGGAGUCAUGACAACGGAGGACCUCAUUCCCAACGGACGAAACAUCGACGUCACCAACGAGAACAAGAAAGAGUAUGUUGAUCUCAUGGUCAAGUGGCGAAUCGAGAAGCGCAUUGCAGAGCAGUUCCAGGCUUUCAAGGAGGGCUUCCAAGAGCUCAUCCCUCAAGAUCUCAUCAACGUCUUUGAUGAGCGUGAGCUUGAGCUUCUGAUUGGUGGUAUUGCUGAGAUCGAUGUCGAUGACUGGAAGAAGCACACCGAUUAUAGAGGAUACACUGAGUCGGAUGAGGUUGUUCAGAACUUCUGGGCGACGGUGCGCUCGUGGGAUGGAGAGCAGAAGUCUCGACUACUACAGUUCACGACGGGUACUUCUCGAAUCCCUGUCAACGGAUUCAAGGAUCUUCAGGGCAGCGAUGGCCCCCGACGAUUCACGAUUGAAAAAGCAGGAGAGAUUACCAACCUACCCAAGGCACAUACUUGUUUCAACCGACUCGACUUGCCUGCUUAUAAGAGUCUAGAAAUGCUUCAACAGAAGCUCACGAUUGCUGUUGAAGAGACAAUGGGCUUUGGCCAGGAGUAG